Messenger RNA from Paramecium sonneborni, 1651 nucleotides. NCBI's taxonomy places the organism in Eukaryota, Ciliophora, Oligohymenophorea, Peniculida, Parameciidae. The record is from the annotation of a GenBank genome assembly.
GUGAAAUUGUGAUUACUCAAACUGAUGUAUUCAAACAGGUCAUAGUAAUAAAGACGAAUUGAUUCAAUUAAUCUUGGUCCAGCGAGCCCAACAGAAUCAUAAGUUUAAGAAACAUAGUAUAAAUAUAUUCCUUUGAUGACAAAAGCUAUUUAAGAUUAAUUAGACCCUAAAUGGUAAGAAUGUAAAAUUUAAGGUAAAAACCUUACCCCUCGUUCAAACUGUGCAAUAGCAAUUCAUUCAAACUUGUAAUUAUUCUAUCUUUAUUUAGUUUAUAUUUAUAUGGUGGAUAUUAGUAUUCUUUAGGAAUCUUGUAAGACUUUUAUAAACUUAAUAUGACUGCAGAAUCAUUCUAUUGGUAAAAUAUAAAAUGUGAAUAUGAACCUGGACCACGUUGUUGUCAUUCGCUUUGUGCUUACAAAAACAAUCUCUACUUAUUUGGAGGACAAAUAGCUGAUUCAAUAUGUACAAAUGAAAUAUUUGUACAUGACGUCAAUCAUUAAAUUUGGAAAAAAAUAGAAAUAAAUGAGUCAUAUCCAUAACCAUUGGAUAACUAUUGUGCUACUGUUUACAAUGAUUAAUUAAUUUUAUUUGGUGGCUUUUAUUGUGCAGAUAUUUGCAAACAUUCUAAUGAUUUAUAUUCUUAUAGUUUCAAUCUAAACCAUUGGAUUAAAUUAAAUAAAUCUAAAGAAAAAUAACCAUCACCUAGAGAUGGUAGUUCUAUAGCUAUUCAUAAUUCAAAUCUUUAUAUGUUUGGAGGCAAGAAUGGGGAUCUAAGAUAUAAUGAUUUAUGGUCAUUUGAUUUAUCAACUCAAGAAUGGAAUUUUAUUCCUAUUAAUAAUCUUUAUGAUAUUCCGAUGAGUAGAUCUGGACAUUCACUAAUUGUUUAUUAAAAUUAAUUAGUUCUUUUUGGAGGUAUACAUGAUGUUACUUGGGAAUUAGAUGAUUUACAUAUUUUUCGUAUUAAUCAAUAAGAAUGGAAAUCAAUUAAUUAAGAUACUUCUAGAAGAAAAGAAUUAGAACUUCCUUCUCCUACAAAAUACAAUAAAAGUCCUUAAAAAUAAAGAAGAUCUGUCAAAUUACCUUCUUUAUAGAAACCUUUAAGUUUAAGAAAGUCUCCAAAUUCAUCACCAAAAAAAAUUAGACCCUCAUCUUAAUCUUAGUAUUCAUAUUUUUCUAAAAAUCAAAAUCUACCUUAGAAUUCAAAUUAGAAGAAUAAUAACUCUUCAAUUAAUACUUCUGUUAAUCAUGUUUAAGAAAGAAAACAAUUAGAAAAACUUAAGAAAAAAGCAGCUAUGCUUAAACUAUUUGAAGUUGAAAUUAAUAAAAGGGCUUUAUUUUAAGAUGAUUGUAAUGUGACUGAAAAAUUAAAAACUUCAAUAAUUUUAAUUGGAAACCCAAAACAAGAUUUAAAAUUAACAAAAGGAACAUUAACUGAAUUUGGAUAAUAAAUUAUCUCAAAGUAUUAUUUUAUUUAUAUGAUAGAUUUCUUCUCCCCUUAUCAAAUGGAUAAAAUACUAUUAAUGGUAAAAAACCUUGUGCUCGAGAUGGACAUGCAGUAGCAAUAUUCGAUAAUCAAAUGAUUCUCUUUGGAGGAGAUAGACAUACUAUGUCUUUUAAUGAUCUCUAUCUUUUAAAUUUAUUAUUGAUCUGA